Messenger RNA from Penicillium brevicompactum, 3759 nucleotides. RefSeq names its product DNA-directed RNA polymerase II subunit RPB2. The record is from RefSeq and is a predicted model, not a curated record. Lineage: Eukaryota; Fungi; Ascomycota; Eurotiomycetes; Eurotiales; Aspergillaceae. The transcript has 2 exons. Gene Ontology annotation, molecular function: DNA-directed RNA polymerase activity; ribonucleoside binding; DNA binding. Bases 1 to 3759 code for a protein of 1252 amino acids. Gene Ontology annotation, cellular component: RNA polymerase II, core complex. Gene Ontology annotation, biological process: DNA-templated transcription.
AUGGCCGAUUACGACGAGACAUACGAGGAGGACUUCUAUGAUGAUGCCGACGAGGGCAUCACCUCCGAGGAUUGCUGGACGGUGAUUUCGUCUUUCUUCGAUGAGAAGGGUCUGGUAUCUCAGCAACUCGACUCUUUCGAUGAAUUCGUCUCUUCGACCAUGCAGGAGCUGGUGGAAGAGCAGGGCCAGGUGGUGCUCGAUCAGACCCUCCCACCAGAUGAAGAUGAAGUGAACCCAGUGGUGGUGCGCCGUUACGAGCUCAAAUUCGGAACCGUCAUGCUUUCACGUCCAUCAGUCACAGAAGGAGAUGGUGCGACAACGAUCAUGUUGCCGCAAGAAGCCCGACUCCGCAACCUCACGUAUGCUUCUCCGCUGUAUCUCAGCGUCUCAAAGAAAAUUAUGGAAGGUCGCGAGAAGACUGCCAAGGAUGAGGACGAUGAUGAAGAUGGCGACCAGAAGACACAGGCGCAAGGUGGUCUUGAGUGGAGGGAAAAACCACUAAGCCACGACCAGAUGAAGGAGGAAACAGUUUUCAUUGGAAAGAUGCCCAUCAUGCUGAAGUCCAAGUACUGUAUCCUGAAGGACCUGAACGAAGAUUCACUCUACUCAUGGAACGAGUGUCCCUUCGACUCUGGUGGUUACUUCGUCAUCAACGGCAGUGAAAAGGUUCUGAUCGCACAGGAGCGCAGUGCUGGAAACAUCGUGCAGGUUUUCAAGAAGGCACCCCCAAGUCCCACACCAUACAUUGCCGAAAUUCGAAGUGCAGUCGAAAAGGGUUCGCGCAUGCUUUCGUCGCUUACUUUGAAGCUGUUCGCGAAGGGUGACAGCGCGAAGGGAGGAUUUGGCCCGACCAUUCGAUCGACGCUCCCAUAUGUCAAAGCCGAUAUUCCAAUCGUCGUCGUUUUCCGUGCGCUGGGCGUCGUUUCUGACGAGGACAUUCUCAAUCACAUUUGCUAUGACAGGAACGAUACACCGAUGCUGGAGAUGCUGAAGCCUUGUAUCGAGGAGGGCUUUGUCAUCCAAGACCGCGAGGUCGCUCUGGACUUCAUUGCCAAGCGUGGUUCUUCACAGUCCAACCUCAACCAUGAUCGCCGUGUGCGAUAUGCUCGGGAUAUCAUGCAGAAGGAAUUGCUGCCUCACAUUUCGCAGAGCGAGGGUAGCGAAACCCGCAAAGCGUUCUUCCUUGGAUACAUGGUCCACCGUCUUCUUCAGUGUGCUUUGGGUCGCCGUGAUGUCGACGACCGUGAUCAUUUCGGAAAGAAGCGACUUGAUCUGGCUGGUCCCCUUUUGGCAAGUCUGUUCCGUGUCCUUUUCACCCGAGUUACCAAGGACCUUCAGCGUUACGUGCAGCGCUGUGUUGACAGCAGUCGCGAGAUUUACCUCAACGUUGGUCUCAAGGCUGCCACGCUCACCGGUGGUUUGAAAUACGCUCUCGCCACUGGUAACUGGGGUGAGCAGAAGAAGGCAGCCAGCGCGAAGGCUGGUGUGUCUCAGGUGCUGAGUCGUUACACUUUCGCCUCAUCGCUAUCCCAUCUUCGUCGCACAAACACACCAAUUGGUAGAGAUGGAAAGAUUGCGAAGCCGCGUCAGCUUCACAACACCCACUGGGGUCUGGUCUGCCCGGCCGAGACGCCAGAAGGACAGGCUUGUGGUCUCGUCAAAAACUUGGCUCUCAUGUGCUAUAUUACCGUUGGAACGCCAGCAGAGCCCAUCGUUGAUUUCAUGAUUCAACGAAACAUGGAAGUAUUGGAGGAGUUUGAGCCCCAAGUCACGCCCAACGCAACAAAGGUGUUUGUCAACGGUGUCUGGGUUGGUAUCCACCGUGAUCCCUCGCAUCUGGUCAACACAAUGCAAAAUCUGCGUCGCCGAAACAUGAUUUCCCACGAGGUCAGUCUCAUUCGUGAUAUCCGUGAACGUGAGUUCAAAAUCUUCACCGAUACUGGUCGUGUCUGCCGACCGCUCUACGUCAUCGACAAUGAUCCCAAGAGUGAGAACUCCGGUGGAUUGAUCCUCAACAAGGAGCACAUCCGCAAACUUGAACAGGACAAGGAACUGCCUGAAGACAUCACACCGGAAGAGCGCGAGGCACAGCGGUUCGGCUGGGAGGGUUUGAUCUCAGCUGGUGCCGUCGAGUAUGUCGAUGCCGAAGAAGAAGAGACAAUCAUGAUUGUCAUGACUCCGGAAGAUUUGGAGAUUUCCAGACAACUUCAAGCUGGUUAUGCUUUGCCAGAAGCAGAGAACGACCCCAACAAGCGUGUUCGCUCAAUCCUCAGUCAGCGCGCGCACACCUGGACACAUUGCGAGAUUCAUCCCAGUAUGAUCUUGGGUGUUUGUGCCAGUAUCAUUCCCUUCCCUGAUCACAACCAGUCUCCUCGUAACACCUACCAGUCUGCUAUGGGUAAGCAGGCCAUGGGUGUUUUCUUGACGAACUAUGCGCAGCGCAUGGAAACCAUGGCCAAUAUUCUAUACUACCCCCAAAAGCCUUUGGCCACCACCCGGUCAAUGGAAUUCUUGCGUUUCCGAGAAUUGCCCGCAGGACAGAACGCCAUUGUCGCUAUUGCCACUUACUCUGGUUACAACCAAGAAGAUUCCGUCAUUAUGAACCAGAGCAGUAUCGACCGUGGUCUUUUCCGCAGUCUUUUCUACCGCACUUACACGGACACCGAGAAGAUGGUUGGACUUCAAGUCGUCGAGCGCUUUGAGAAGCCUAUGCGAGCCGACACUCUGGGUAUGCGUAAGGGUACCUACGAUAAGCUGGACGAAGAUGGUAUCGUUGCUCCGGGUGUGCGUGUCUCCGGAGAAGAUAUUAUUAUUGGAAAGACUGCUCCCUUGGCUGCUGAUGCGGAGGAACUCGGUCAACGCACGAAGGCACACACCAAGAUUGAUGUGUCCACGCCCCUGCGAAGUACCGAGAACGGAAUUGUCGACCAGGUACUGAUUUCCACUGGUAACGACGACCUCAAGUUCGUGAAGGUCCGUAUGCGUACCACCAAAAUUCCACAGAUUGGAGACAAGUUCGCGUCUCGUCACGGUCAGAAGGGUACCAUUGGUAUCACCUACCGCCAAGAAGAUAUGCCUUUCACCCGCGAAGGUGUUGUGCCUGAUCUUAUCAUCAAUCCCCACGCCAUUCCGUCUCGUAUGACCAUUGCCCAUUUGAUCGAAUGUCAGUUGAGUAAGGUCUCUGCUCUCCGUGGCUACGAGGGUGACGCGACUCCUUUCACCGAUGUCACCGUCGACUCAGUCUCUCGUCUCCUUCGUGAGCACGGCUACCAAUCUCGUGGUUUCGAAGUCAUGUUCAACGGUCACACCGGUCGUAAGAUGGUUGCCCAGGUCUUCCUUGGACCAACCUACUACCAACGUCUUCGCCACAUGGUCGACGACAAGAUUCACGCUCGUGCCCGUGGUCCUACCCAGAUUUUGACUCGCCAGCCCGUCGAGGGUCGUGCCCGUGACGGUGGUCUCCGUUUCGGAGAGAUGGAGCGCGAUUGUAUGAUCGCCCACGGUGCUAGUGCAUUCUUGAAGGAACGUCUCUUCGAUGUUUCUGAUCCCUUCCGUGUGCACAUUUGCGAUGACUGCGGUCUCAUGACCCCUGUUGCCAAACUGAAGAAGGGUCUCUUUGAGUGCCGUCUUUGCAACAACAAGCAUCGCAUCUCGCAAGUCCAUAUCCCCUACGCCGCGAAGCUGCUAUUCCAAGAGCUGGCCUCUAUGAACAUUGCUGCCCGCAUGUUCACUGACCGCUCUGGAGUAUCUGUGCGUUGA